CCCGGGGCCAGGUCGGCCCGAAUGGCAGGCAAGUGAGACGGUGGCGCUAAAGGAACAUCAUGGCAGUGUUUUUGGAGGCCAAGAAUGCGCAUGCAGUGUUGAAGCGGUUUCCUCGGGCCAAUGAGUUCUUGGAGGAGCUGCGCCAGGGCACCAUCGAGCGUGAGUGCAUGGAAGAGAUCUGCAGCUACGAGGAGGUCAAGGAGGUGUUUGAGAACAAAGAGAAAACGAUGGAGUUUUGGAAGGGGUACCCGAAUGCAGUCUACUCGGUCCGGGAUCCCUCGCAGAGCUCAGAUGCCAUGUACGUGGUGGUGCCCCUUCUGGGGGUAGUUCUGCUGAUUGUCAUCGCCUUGUUCAUCAUCUGGAGAUGCCAGCUGCAGAAAGCAACUCGCCACCACCCUUCCUAUGCUCAGAACCGGUAUCUAGCCAGUCGCGCUGGGCACAGCCUCCCCCGGGUCAUGGUGUAUAGGGGUACUGUGCAUAGCCAGGGGGAGUCCUCUGUGCAUCGUGAGGUGGGGGGCAACCCACAGGUAGUGCUGGGGACCAGCCGGGGAAGCAGAGCUACGGUCCGGCUGGAGAGUACCCUCUACCUCCCUGAGCUGUCUCUCUCCAGACUGUCCAGUGCCAGUCCUCCCCCGUCUUAUGAAGAGGUCACUGCACCCCAGGAGGGCAACAGUGAGGAGGCCAGUGUCUGUUACAGUGACCCACCUCCAAAGUAUGAAGAGAUAGUGGCUGCCAGCCCUGGCACAGACAAGUAG
Dipodomys spectabilis (banner-tailed kangaroo rat) is the source of this 755-nucleotide messenger RNA. It is a transcript of the gene Prrg3, whose product is annotated as proline rich and Gla domain 3. Gene Ontology annotation, molecular function: calcium ion binding. The transcript is spliced from 4 exons. Gene Ontology annotation, cellular component: extracellular region. The record is from RefSeq and is a predicted model, not a curated record. The coding region runs from base 60 to 755 and encodes 231 amino acids. Lineage: Eukaryota; Metazoa; Chordata; Mammalia; Rodentia; Heteromyidae.